UGUAUGGGGGAAGAGAGGGAGGAGUGGACUUCUGAAGGGGUGGUAGAUGCAUGCAGCCAAUAACAGGCUAGAGAAACUGAGACUUCAGAGACUCCAGACUUUAGAAAGUCAGUCCUCACAUAGCAAGAAAGGUACUAAACAGCAAAAGAGCAUGAGGAAAAAGGAAUGGGACACUGUGACGGAUAAAGAUUUGAAAGAAAUGAUUUUAAACCCAUGCCAUGAUGCUCUGUGAAGUGACCUCACGGACAGAGAUUCGGGACGAGGCCUGAGUAAAUUGUGCUUUGCUUGCGAUCUCUUCAAGACGCAGCAGCCAGAAAGGAAUAAAGAAGGCACGUGUCAUCCCAGACAAAAGCACCCUCAGCUCCUCCACAAUCAAUUAUUUAUGUGCAGGAGAGUUGCAGAAGGCCAGGCAAAUAGGAGUUGACCUACAGCUCAAAGCUGUGCCGUAUUGUUCUGGAUUAAAGAAAGAACGACUCUGGAAGACAGGAGGGAGAUAGAAACAGACACGGAGAACUGCUGCAAUAAUGAAACCUCUUCAGAAGAACCAGGGGCGCACUGAUCAUAUCUUAGGUGCCAUGGCAGACAUGCUGAGCUCACUGGCCAUGCCUAGCCAACAGUGGAGCUCAGAGGGCACAGAGGAGCUGCCAGUGGAUGGCGAACAAAAGGCAGCAAGCCAGUCUCAGUGGGAUCAGGAAAGGGUUGAGUGGGAGCAGGCAUCUCGGGACAGCCCUGAGAGAGGGCAAAGAGACAAAGAAGAUUCGUACACUGCCGCAGGCAGUGAGGGCAGUAUCUCCACAUCGGUGACCUCUUUACCCCCCCAGGCAUCAGGCAGUUCUGCCCCAAACUCGCCUGGCUCACGUCGCUCUGUCAGUACGCUGAAGAAGUGGCUGACCAACCCGGUGCGAAAGCUGAGUGUCGGGUCAGUCGGCGGGAUCAAAGGGGAGAGAGCGACACGCAGAUUGGAGGGCAAAGCACCUCCUCCACCCAGCAAGAGCAAUCCUGAGCUGGGCAAUAACAGGGCAACAGAGGACCGUGCCACCAUCUUCACCAACACAGACAAAGAGCUGGAAUGGAGGGAUGGUCAGUCUGCCUCUGAAGACGCCUCAGGAAUCCCACAAUCCCACAGGAACCAGUGUGAUGAUUCACUUCAGGGCUCCACCUCACUGGGCCCAACUCAGAAUCCCCAACCCAGUAACUUGCAGCUAGAUGGCAAUGGCUCUGUCUUGAUGGAUGACACUUCUAGCCAAUCAUCAGUCACUGCGGACAGUGAAGAGGAGCGGAGGAGUGCCAUGGAAAAAAGCAUGUAUGUACUCGAAGAGUUAAUUGAGACAGAGAAACUGUAUGUAGCUGACCUGGGACUCAUAGUGGAUGGUUACAUGGCCACUCUAAACACUAAAGGUGUACCAGAAGACAUGAAGGGAAAAGAUAAAAUAGUGUUUGGCAACAUUCACCAGAUCUAUGACUGGCAUAAAGAUUAUUUCCUGGGCGAGCUGGAGAAAUGUGUGGAAGAGCCUGAGAGACUGGCACAGCUCUUCAUCAAGCACGAAAGGAGACUUCACAUGUAUGUAGUGUACUGCCAGAACAAACCAAAGUCGGAGCACAUAGUGUCAGAAUAUAUCGACACCUAUUUUGAAGAGCUUAAACAACAGCUUGGUCACAGGUUACAGCUGAACGAUCUCCUUAUCAAACCCGUGCAGAGAAUCAUGAAAUACCAGCUGCUACUGAAGGAUUUCCUUAAGUACUACACCAAGGCUGGAAUGGAUACAGAGGAUUUAGAGAAAGCAGUGGAGGUGAUGUGCUUUGUUCCUAAGCGCUGCAAUGACAUGAUGAACGUGGGACGACUGCAGGGCUUUGAGGGGAAAAUCACAGCACAAGGAAAGCUGCUUCAACAAGACACUUUUACUGUCACAGAACAGGACAGCAGCUUCCUGUCCAGGCCAAAGGAGAGGCACGUUUUCCUGUUCGAGCAGAUCGUCAUUUUUAGUGAGCCUAUUGACCGGAAGAAAGGAUUUUCAAUUCCUGGAUACAUAUUUAAAAACAGCAUCAAGAUGAGUUGUCUGGGCAUGGAGGCGUGUGUAGAUGGCGACCCGACCCGAUUUGCUCUGACGUCCCGUGGUGCUGAUGGCAACACCAUCCGCUUCGUACUGCAGUCUUUCUCUGUGGACAUCAGCAGGUCCUGGGUGAGCGACGUGAACCAGAUCCUGGAGACACAACGCAAUUUCCUCAACGCUCUGCAGUCACCCAUCGAGUACCAGCGAAGGGAAAGUAAGAGUAACAGUUUGGGUCGCACCAUGAGACCUCCAGUGUGUGCAGCAUCUGGUCUGAGGCCUCACUCUUCAGCCUCCAUGGACAGACAUAGAGCACCCUGCCUGCGUGCCUAUAACACGUCCCUGCCGUCCCUCUACCUGCCCAGCCAGGGCCCUGGUGACAUGUCUGCACAGCUAGAGUCAACACAGCGAUGCAAGCUGGAGUCUCAGCUGGAGGCCCAAACAGUUUCUCCAACCCAUGUUCAUCUGGCGUUCAGUGAAGAGCCCCGUUUCUCGCCUGCUGUCCACUCCUGCCAGACAGUGUCCAACGGCGUCUAUCCCAUCGGCGCACAAGGCUCACAGGCAGGAGAGGGUGGUUCCAGGGCACCGCUGUGGGAGAUUCAAACAUCAGCUCCAGGUGCCUCCUCCAGUCUACAGCACUCCAAUCACCUGGCCCAGCUGGAUGAAGAUGAACUUUGAGCUGCCCUUGAACUCUGACCCUGGCUGCCUUAGGAGCCUGUUACAGCCUGUUACACGUCCACUAUAAUGACCAGAACCGAUUAAGUUUUGUCCUGCCCUUUACUCUCACUCUGACAUGAAUGACCAAGUGACUUUUUUUACUUCAGCUUUCUUUCUUCCCUUUUUGCUUUUUGUUCAAAAGUUCAAUAACCAUUCCUGCAUUGGGAGGUCACUGGAGCCAAAUGAACUUUUCUUGUGUGUGAAUGAGCAUAUAAGAGUGUGUAGGUGUGCAUGUGUGUGUAUGCGCAAUAGAAAUUGCUACAGUGUUGUAAACAUGUUUGAGUAUUUUCCCUCAAAAAUGUGCUUUGCUAUUUAGGGGACUAAUAGCUAGCAUUACAGGGCCUACAUGGGGCUCAAGGCCUGUUUACAAAGGCACUAUUUUUAUCUCUGGUUCACAGCUAAGGGCCGGCUGGGAUACAUCCACUCUCCAGAAGGAGCCAGUUAGAAACAGACUGAUGAUGCAGUAUAUAUUUGUAUAUACCGUACAUUAAAGAGUGACUCUGUGCAUGAAGAUGCAGUUGCUUUAGUGUCUCUUCACUGAAUAUAGACAUGUCCAGUACUGUGUUUCUGAAUUCUGUUUGACCGUACAGUGCUGUUUGAUCUGGAUGGAAGGAGAGCAGAUCCAGUGCUCCCCCAGAGACCCUCAGCUGCCAUGAUGUAAGGCUGAAGGUCAAACACUCCUCCCUGCAGCUGCAGCUACUGCUCAGCACAUCAGACCAUGGACAGUUGAAGAACGAUGCAACUUUUCCAGCAUCCGUUACAUUCUGGCAGAGAAGCAUGCAUGCACUCAGUGUGCUCUGGGACUUAACAGACUUUAGAAAAUGUUGUGUAUUAUUACAAUAGAUAACAGAGCGAGAAGCCUUUCAAUAUGACAAUCUUUAUGUGUAAUUUACUGAACCCUGUUUAAGCCCUUCCUAUCACGAUGCAUGCCUCCUAGCUGACUGGAGCUGACUUUACUCCUGAAAAGAAAUGAUAGAGAAUCAAAGGCAGAAUAUAAGAAACAUGAGGAGAAUUUGAAGCUUUAAAGAAAAGCUCCUUUGAUGGUGCAUCACCAAAUGCCAUAAGGAGUUAAUGCCAAAACGUACAAUCACUGCAAACAAAAUCAUCCCAUUAUCAAAGAUAUCUGAUUAUACUUUGUACCUGUAAGUGAAAUUAAUUUACAUAUUAAAAAAUUACGAAGACAUUUAUCUAAGCAAGUAUGCUCACACUGCCCAAAUAUCUUCAUGAGUGGAAACCUCUUGACUAUAAAUGAACUGAUCUGAUUUUUCCUAUUAUGAGAUUAUUUUCAAAUUCGUGUGAUAUUUUUAAUCCUCCAAUUUCCCUUUAAAUGAUACAAAAAUGGAAAUUCUCUUACUCCUUUGGCAGAAAUAAAAUAAGAAACAGUUGAAAAAUUAGAUAGAUAAAUUUAUACUCUCAUAUAUUCUCAUGUUUCAUUAGUUCAGGGGGCUUUUUUGUUUCUUUUUCAGAAUGCUUUCGAAUAUUUUUUUUUCUAACAUGAUAUUUGCAUCCAGCAAACACACAGUUGAACCAGCAGAGGCCAUCAGAAAGCUUCUGAACACUCUAAGAACGGCAUAUACAACCCACCUGCUUUAGUGAAGUGAUCUAUGCACUUUUUAUUUGAGGAGCAUCCAAAAAUAAAAAUAAAUAAAUGGUGGCUCAAGUCUACACUGCAGUAGGAGAAAUAAUGUACAAAACAAAAACAAUCAAACAUGUGACAGGGUGAACACAUUCAAUUUACACUUUACUUUUAUUUUUACCUUUAGCUAUUCCAUGCACAGAGAAAGAUGGUCCACUUACAUCUACAGUAAUAGCCAAACCUGAAUCCAGUUUAAUUACUAAUAAUCGAACCACACUGCCUGGACUGGCUGCACUUUACACAUUAGGCAUGGCAAAGGUGUAAAACAGAAUGAAACAAAAUAUGAAGUUUUAAUCUCUGAAAUAAAUGAUUCAGUGAACCACUCAGGGCUGAGGACUUUUACAGAAUGUCAUCUUAAUAAUAUGUAUGCUUUAUGAAGACUUGGCCAUAAUGCAGUGUUGCACUAAAUGCCAGAUAUUUUAAUUCUGCCACAUGAAAGUCUCCUAAAAUAUUGAGACAAGUGAAUGUUCCACAGUCCACAUCCUCUUGUCACUAAUAUAACCCUGUAUUGAGAACGGCCUCUCCUCUGUUGCCUUUGCACAAAUCUAGACUUUUGCAUGCUUUGUUGCAGAUGUUUUACUAAACAUGAAAGACAGACUAGACAGACUAAAUGUCUAUGCGACAGAUCUCGUUGUAUCAUAUGAAAUAAACUGUCAUUUUGGAGUACA
Messenger RNA from Tachysurus fulvidraco (yellow catfish), 5069 nucleotides. It is a transcript of the gene arhgef25a, whose product is annotated as Rho guanine nucleotide exchange factor (GEF) 25a. The transcript is spliced from 17 exons. Gene Ontology annotation, biological process: axon guidance. Gene Ontology annotation, molecular function: guanyl-nucleotide exchange factor activity. The record is from RefSeq and is a predicted model, not a curated record. NCBI's taxonomy places the organism in Eukaryota, Metazoa, Chordata, Actinopteri, Siluriformes, Bagridae. The coding region runs from base 525 to 2726 and encodes 733 amino acids. Gene Ontology annotation, cellular component: cytoplasm; plasma membrane.